This is a messenger RNA of Saccharomyces cerevisiae S288C, 105 nucleotides long. RefSeq lists its product as uncharacterized. The coding region runs from base 1 to 105 and encodes 34 amino acids. The transcript has a single exon. NCBI's taxonomy places the organism in Eukaryota, Fungi, Ascomycota, Saccharomycetes, Saccharomycetales, Saccharomycetaceae. The record is from RefSeq and is marked reviewed.
AUGAUAAUAAUAUUUAUAGAAUUGUGUAGAAUUGCAGAUUCCCUUUUAUGGAUUCCUAAAUCCUCGAGGAGAACUUCUAGUAUAUCUACAUACCUAAUAUUAUAA